Molecule: messenger RNA, 1182 nt
Organism: Wyeomyia smithii (pitcher-plant mosquito)
Lineage: Eukaryota; Metazoa; Arthropoda; Insecta; Diptera; Culicidae
Exons: 3
Coding region: 268-735 (155 amino acids)
Biological process (GO): tRNA splicing, via endonucleolytic cleavage and ligation
Molecular function (GO): nucleic acid binding
Source: RefSeq, a predicted model, not a curated record
GUUAGCCGUUCUUUAAGUUUUUUAUAGGUUAUACAUCGAAAGUUGAUCUAAUGUCUCUAUGAAAACAAAAUGUUACUGGAAUAGUACAACUCGCUUCUCGAAAGCUGUGAAUAACAACCACUUUAAAAGCGUGUAUAUUCCGAAUACUUAAGUGUAUCUCUUUUAGUAGUUGAAAAUGAAGGAGCCUAACGAGUUUACCAAAACGAACUAAACGCCAGUUACUAAUAUUAGCAUCCACCGGAUUCUCCGGAACCGUUUAGAUCCGGGAUGGAACCUGGCGUACCAACAUUCAACAUCCUUCAGGAUAUGCGUCGCCUUGGUUGUAGCAGGGAAACCCACUGUGCAACAGCAUACCGGCUCUAUCUACAUCUUUGUGAAGAGCGUUGCCUCUGGGAUGUCCAGUAUCAUUACUCGCAGGAACUGGACGUGAUCUACCUCACAGCGCGCAAACAAAAGGAUCCUUCGUCGGCAACAGACAUUUACAUUCCGAUGGCUUCUUUCGAAGACCUCCCAAUGGAUGACGUAGAACGCUACCAAAUGGUUCUGGGUGAGUCCAAUAAAGAAGUUUCAUGUCCCAGCAGCAUUGUGUUCGGUUUCUGUGAUCCCAGCUCAACGGUAUUGUUGUAUCGGAUGACGAACACAAUUAAACCCCUGACUGAGAAGCCACUCUCUCGAAACAAGCGCAAUAAGGAAAUGGAGCCAGAGGCUCACUGUAGUAGAAGUAAAGUUGUUUAAAAAAACUCAAAUUAAAGAACUUUUCGGGUUCCGUUUUAGAAAUAUUACAUCCACUCUCUGGAAGCUUUGUUUAAAUUACAGAAUAAGUAGUAUUAAUAUAUUUCUGUUUUAUCUUUCUCUGAUUCUGUAUAUUGUUAUUGAUUUUAGUGUCUGCUGCAAUCAUAGAAUCGGUUGUCCUCGUCUUUCGUUUGUUUCCAUUCUUUUUUUUUUAAUUUUCCCAUUUUCUAUUCUUUUUUUUUGACUAGAAUUAAUCUGUUUUUUAUCCUCGUUUUUCCUAUGCCCAUACUUUUUUUUUUGCUUAAAUCAGCAUAAUUUGCAGCUUAACUAUGAUAGCGCGAUAGACUGCUUGCCUUACUUGGCUUCUUAUGUCUAUUAUAGAUGUGGUUAUCGUCUAAGUAGCGCAUGACAGACAUGAUGAUAGUUCAGAUUGGAGUGCCGCCUCUAGCU